This is a messenger RNA of Myxocyprinus asiaticus (Chinese sucker), 3220 nucleotides long. RefSeq names its product leukemia NUP98 fusion partner 1 (gene lnp1). Bases 397 to 1038 code for a protein of 213 amino acids. The record is from RefSeq and is a predicted model, not a curated record. The transcript is spliced from 4 exons. Lineage: Eukaryota; Metazoa; Chordata; Actinopteri; Cypriniformes; Catostomidae.
AUUACAGGGGGUUCACUUAUUCAAAGACCUGGACAAAAGCUGUGCAUGUGUAUUUUUGGGUCGGCUUAGAGCAACAAAACCCACACAUUGUGAGCACCUAACUGGAGGAAUCCAAUUACAACCUACCGCCCUGCUCAGCCAAGUCCAGCCAAGCCCAGCCCAUUGACUAGAGUCUGGACCUCUCACAGUUCCAAGAGAGAGUUCCACAUUUCAACAGGACAGCAGCUCCAGGACAUCAACAGCUGCAGCAUCCCUGCCUGAGCCGGCUGCAAGACUAGGAUCAUCUUACGCCGGCUAUACCCUGGUAAAUUUUUUCUUUCUAAGAGACGGGAGCCUCAUAGAGAGCUCCACACACCGGCCCCCAAGCUGUCUCUUCGGCUACUUCCCUCGAUCUUUAUGGACAAUGAAGAUGAUGAUGAUGGGAAUUUCACCAAAUGGAUGAGCAGUUACUGGGGGCAUGGAGUAAGGGAGGAGCAUGCCAAGGAACGGAAGAGGAGCUUCAAGAGGCCAUCGCGCAACAAAGCUGACAGGCGUGCCUCUUUGCCCUGCAUGUCUCAGCUAGAGGCCAUGCAGUUGAAUCAGCUCCACACCAACAAUAUGCCUCCUGCCCCCAUCCACCCAAAGACCCGUGAGGAAAAGGAGGUGCGCUCCCACCCUCGUGCCCGCCGUGUAUCUUCAGACGAAAACAGCCGAGCCAGAGUGGGGGGAUCUGAAUGUCACAUCACCUCUAUUCCAGAACUCUCAGAGUCCUUAGAAAAGAGACUGCGUUUCCACAACCAGAAGGAGAUACCAAUGGGUGAUGCAGAUUGUAUAUGUCUUAUUUGCCAUGAAAAUUUACAGAAAGGAAGGAGUGGCAUCCAAGAACUUCACUGCGCCCAUCCUUUCCAUAAACAGGCAAAAUGGCCGGAGCGCAGUGCACGUUCACGUAGUGGGAGUUCUGCAGCUGCAUGUGAUCGAGGGAAGGAGGUUCCAUUCUGCCCUGGACAGGAGGAAUAUAGCUUGCCCCGUCGCCAACUCUCUUUACGCAGACAGCGUUGACUGUUUCGAGUGUAGUGGCUUUGCCUGGAUACAUACCAACAGUACAUCAAAUAAACAGUAAUCACUCUGUGUAUUAUAAAAAAAUCUCUUCCUUACAACGAUGUCAGUUUGAAUAUGUGUAGCCCCAUACUACUUAUGCUUAAAAAAAUUACCUGCUAAUCUUUUUGUUUGCAGGCUAGACUGUACCAUGCUUGCCAUGCAAUUUUGUUUUGUUUUUUAUUAUUAUUUUAGACACAAAGGAUCCAAAGUUUUAUCUUUUAUUCCCCUAUGUAUAAAUCAUUAAAGCAAUACAAAGAUCUAGUUCAAUAUCUAUUUUAACCACUUGGUGAAUGCCAAGUCAUGUUUGGAUUAUCAUGUUUGAUUUUAUAAAUACUACAACAACAACAACAACAACAACAACAACAACAACAACAACAACAAAAAAAGCAAAGUUUAGUUCUUGUUUGCAGUUUUCUUAUGGUAAGAAUGAUAUGAACCAUAAUAUGGUUAUUAUAUCCUGUGUAUUAGUAAACUGUCAAUCAAUUAUUAUAUUUUUGUUUGUUUUCAGAGUUAACAUGGACGGAUCAUGUACAUUUCUCAAUUAUUAUUGUAUGUGAUGUAAAGUAAUUUUGUUGUUUAUUGUAUACCGCUAUUUUGGACCACAACUACAAAGUUGGAUUUCUCAAAGGUGUAAGCUUGUUGCGUGCAAGACUGGAUAACUAUGAAUGCUGUUGUAAUUGUAAAUAUGUCCUUGAUUUACAGGUCAUAUGACAGGGACAUAUGUCACUCACAGUUGUGAAGAUACAAUAGCUUGUUAAAUGCACUUGAUGGAAAUUAGCUGGUGGCUAAUUGAGCCAUUGUAAUGGAAAUCAAUUGUGGUCCAAAAUUCUGCCCCACAGAGGAACAAAGGGCAGCAGAUCUCUGUUUUUCAUGCAUGUAGUUGUCAUGCAAGUGUCAUCAUACCUCACCCAUGGCUGCAUAGUAUUGCAUGGUGACAUAACAUUUCAUGAGAUGAGCUUUAUGUAUACACUGUUAGAAUCUUUUACAAUCUUUUCUCCUACUGUAGUUGGAAAAAGAACAUUUAAUGGAACAUGCAUUUUCCUUUAGUAUUUAUGACACAUACGCUACCAGUCAAAAGUUUGGACACACCUAUUCAUGCUUUAUUAUUACUGUUUUCCACAUUUAAGAAUAAUACACUCACUGUGCACUUUAUUAGGAACACCUGUACAACUAUUUAUCAUGCGAUUAUCUAAUCAGCCAAUUGUGUGGCAGCAGUGCAAUGCAUAAAAUCAAGCAGAUAUGGGUCAGAAGCUUCAGUUAAUAUUCACAUCAACCAUCAGAAUGGGGGGAAAUGUGAUAUCAGUGAUUUCGACCGUGCCAUGAUUGUUGGUGCCAGACGGGCUGAUUUAAAUAUUUCUGUAACUGCUGAUCUCCUGGGAUUUUCAUGCACAACAGUCUCUAUAGUUUACUCCGAAUGGUGCCAAAAACAAAAAACUGCCAGUGAGCGGCAGUUCUGCGGACGGAAACGCCUUGUUGAUGAGAGAGGUCAACGGAGAAUGGCCAGACUAGUUUGAGCUGACAGAAAGGCUACGGUAACUCAGUUAACCACUCUGUACAAUUGAAGUGAGCAGAAUAGCAUCUCAGAAUGCACAACCUUGAGGCGGAUGGGCUACAACAGCAGAAGACCACGUCGGGUACUUUAUUAGGGCCAUAGUGUUCCUAAUAUAGUGCUCAGUGAGUGUAGUUCAGUCAUCAAAAAUAUGAUAUAACAAAUUUCCCCUCUGUGAUGACAAAAGAUGAGGAUGUUUGGCUGGGCUGAAAACCAUGCAUGCUAAAGUGUCUGACCACAGAGCCUUUUUGUUUUUUGUCUGUUCAUCCCAUUAACUUACACAUCCCAAAAAAAAAAAAAACAAAAAAAAAAAAAAAGAGAGAGAGGAUUUCAGACUGUUUCUGAUGAUCAUAAUCGUAAAUAUUACAUUGGAAAGUUGUAGAAAUGUCAUUUGUACUAAGAUCAUACUUUUAAUGAAAUAUUCACAGAUAAUGAAAUGCCAACAUUGUAAGUAUUACUUUUAUAAUGUAAUGCAAGUAUUACUUUUAUAAUGUAACAUAUUGUUCAUAGCCUAUAGUACCUUCCUUUAACUUGUGCCACGAUGUUGUCUAGUCUGUGAGUGCCACAUAUUGUAAAAUGUGAAAUAAAGAUGAU